AUGGGACAAGAAGCAAGCAUUUUCCGGGACCCCCAGGGAGCCAAGAGGCUUCUGGUAUCCUCCCAGUGUCUUUGGGGACUGAUCAAUAAUGCUGGCAUUCUUGGGGUACUGGCUCCCACCGACUGGCUGACAGUGGAGCACUUCAGGGAGCCUUUUGAAGUAAAUCUGUUUGGCCUCAUUAAUGUGACACUGAACAUGCUGCCCUUGGUCAAGAAAGCUCAAGGGAGGAUAAUCAACGUUUCUAGCAUAGGUGGUCGGCUUGCAAUCUCUGGAGGUGGAUAUACUCCAUCCAAGUAUGCAGUGGAAGGGUUCAACGAUAGCUUGAGACGAGACAUGAAAGAAUUUGGUGUAAAAGUGUCAUGUAUCGAGCCUGGAUUGUUUAAAACAGGACUGUCAGAUCCAGUAAAGGCCACUGAAAAGAAAAUGGCAGUUUGGAAUCAACUUUCAUCAGACAUCAAACAACAGUAUGGAGAUGGAUACAUUGAAAAAAGUCUUGCUAAAAAAGCAAAAAAUAAGCUUUUUCAGAACCUGGACUUGUCACUGGUGGUAAAGUGCAUGGACCAUGCCUUAACAAGCCUCUUUCCUCAAACUCAUUAUAUCGCUGGUGUUGAUGCAAAGACUUUUUGGAUUCCUCUCUCCCAUAUGCCAGCAAUUUUGCAAGAUUUUCUGUUGCAGAAACAUAAAGUCAAACUGGCUGAUCCAAAAGCUGUAUGA
This is a messenger RNA of Gracilinanus agilis (Agile Gracile Mouse Opossum), 714 nucleotides long. It is a transcript of the gene DHRS9, whose product is annotated as dehydrogenase/reductase 9. The coding region runs from base 1 to 714 and encodes 237 amino acids. The record is from RefSeq and is a predicted model, not a curated record. The transcript has 4 exons. NCBI's taxonomy places the organism in Eukaryota, Metazoa, Chordata, Mammalia, Didelphimorphia, Didelphidae.